This is a messenger RNA of Loxodonta africana (African savanna elephant), 8382 nucleotides long. It is a transcript of the gene DSE, whose product is annotated as dermatan sulfate epimerase. Gene Ontology annotation, molecular function: chondroitin-glucuronate 5-epimerase activity. NCBI's taxonomy places the organism in Eukaryota, Metazoa, Chordata, Mammalia, Proboscidea, Elephantidae. The transcript has 6 exons. Bases 5512 to 8382 code for a protein of 956 amino acids. The record is from RefSeq and is a predicted model, not a curated record.
UAAAAUCCUUUGAUGCACAAAAGUUUUCAUUUUGAUCAAAUCCAGAAGCUGUGGUGUUUUCAUUAUUUGAAUAUAUCCCAAAACAGACUCUAAGCGAUGGAUUUCUAGAAUUCUACAAAUUCUGGUAAAGAGCUUUUCCUGGGGCCUGUGCUAUUUAACGAUAUCAUUCCAGGAGGUAUGAAUGGGGCCAGGCUUACUAACCCUGUGGAUAAUCUGGCAUGGGCCAGCUGGAUUUUGGAAUCACCUGCAGUUUUCACUUUUCCCUUGGGGGAAUGGGCCUGGCAGGAAGGAAAAUGGAACCUGAAGGGGAAUGUUGAACAGCUGUUUUCCAUCUUCCCUGAAGAAAAAGAGGAGGAAACAGACUUACAGCAAGCAUCAUGAGGGAUUUAUGCUAAAUACGAGGAAAUUCUUUCUGAGUAUUUUAAAAACCUUAUUCCAUAUGGAAUAAAGUUUAAAAAUACUCAGAAAAAAACUUGCUCGUAUUGCUGAAGGAGGCCUUUGAGUUCUCUGUUUAGAAAGAUUUAAGUGAGGUGUCUUAAAGGGACGUUAGCCUUUGUCUCUGGGGGGCUCUAACCUCAUAACUUCUGCUCUCAUCUGGAUUUGAAAAUCUUAGAAAUGAAAGACGAUUUAAUUAUGUGAAUGUGGAAGAAAUAGUCAGUUUUAAUGUUUAAAAUGCAAAUUGCCUUUACAGUUUCUGUUGUUAUUGUGUGCUCUGGAGUCCAUUUUGACGUGACCACAUGUGACAGAGUACAACUGCCCCUUAGCAUUUUCCUGGCUGUAAUCUUUACAAGAGCAGAUCUCCAGGUCUUUCUCCCGAAGAGCCACUGGGUUGGGGUUCAAACCGCUAACCCUUUGGCUUGCAGCGGAGCGCUUAACUGGUUGUGACACUGGGGCUCUUUUACAGUUCCUACUUAGCAUUUUUAUUGUAUUAAAACAAAGUAUUUAUCAACUGGUUAAAGACUGAUUGUAUAAGAUUUGUUUCACCUUUCUCUCCAUAUCAAUACUACAGUAUCUUAAAACUCCUCUUCUCUAUGCUCCAUCUGUUUUCUUCCCAAUCAGGUCACUUUUCUCUAUGUUUCUUUUAUAUUCUAGAAAACUUUAAAAAAAUGUCUUAGCACCAGACUGUGGUAUUUCAUUGGGCUUUUCAUCACCAUCUUUUUAUGUUUCACUACUUAGGCUUUUAUAGUAACCAGGCUGUAAGCAGCAGGAAAGGAGUCUCUUGAAUGUGUGAGGUGUUUUAUCAGUCACAUGGUCAAAAUAUGGAGGCUGCCUAAGUCAGAUGGAGGCUGGAAACUUCUCUCAAACACCAAACUUCUUUUUGUAGCAGUGUUUAUGGUUAGAAUUAACAAUAUUUCUAGAAGGAGAAUGUUAAUUUAGUUUAAGAGGAUACACUUCACAGGAGAAAUGAUAUUAUGGUUUCAGGCCAAUGGUUAUGUUUUCUCUUAAUGUUAAAAUCAGGUAGUACUUAAGAUGUAAUUAUUUUAAAAGCAGAUUCAUUUUGAUGGAAGAAACCAAAAGAAACAAAACAAACCCAUUGCCAUCAGGUGAAUUCCAGCUCAUGACAACCUCAUGUGUUACGGAGUAGAACUGCUCCAUAGGGUUUUUUGGGCAGUAAUCUUUAUGGAAGUAGAAUGCCAGGCCUUUCUUCCAUGAUGCCACUGUGUGGGUUUGAACCACCAGCUUUUAGGUUACUAGUUAAGUGCAAUUUGCUGGAAAAUGUUCUUUUAGCUGAUAUUGGGUCAGUGGAAAUGGGGGAUACGAAGAACGUAGAGCCCAACAAAGUCUCGCGCAAUUGGAAGUAUUUUAAUUUAGCUUUUCAGCCUAUAGUUUUAAACAGUUUUCACAAUUAUCUUUCUGAAGGAAACUGAUUCUUGGAAGCACUGAAAAAGCUGUAAAGUUUUCUUAGAUAAGAGUAGCUUUCACUGCCCUCUUUGUCGUGAGUUCAUUUUCUUGUUUUUCUCAUCGUCUGUCUUUACCUAAGUCUUUCAUAAGGUACUAGUACUAAUGAGAACCUAGGAGAAAUGGGGAGCAAAAUAAGAAUUGGUCUGUUGCUGUUAUAUAGCAGUUCAAUUUAUCCUUUUGUAAAUGCUGGUGUGAAAGUUUAAGAUUCUCCUUUUUUCUGAGGAAACCAGUAUUGUUCAGGUCAGGCUUAUCCUGUUAUCAAUGUGUGUUACAUUAGCAUUCUAAGAUUUUCACCAUUCAAAUUUGUAGACUUAAUGUGGUUUACAUAGAAUUAUUCUGGAUAAAAUGUAAAUUAACAAAUGGUAUUGGAAUGUCUGCUAUGGGAACUCCAAACAUUCUGUUUCACCACUGCUUACUAAAUUUCAUUGUGCAGUUUUCGAUAAAGUGGAAUCACUCCCAAAAUCUCUUGGUGAAGGUAUGUGUGGCAGUAUUUAUACUACUAAAUUGCCAUAAAAUGAUAAACCCUAUGCCUAAAGAAGUUGAACUGGCAGUGUUAGAGUAGUUAUAUUACAGUUCGUUUUUUUGUGUGCUUAUACUUUUUUUUUCCCCUUGUUGGUGAAGCCACUGAAGUUUGGUUCCGUGAUUUCAAGCUUUAAAAAGGAUAAAUCUGUGUUACUUGGGAAUAAAUGCCUUGAUACAUAACUUUUUCCAAUGUCCUUUUGAACCUGGAGGGUCAGAUAAAAGAACAUUGUACUUUAGUGAUAGAAAUACUGAAAGGAUUUAGUCAUUGGGCAGGUAUUUGCCAGGUACUUAUGUGUUUUGGGGCCGUCUGGUUGGAGGGGAGAAGGGGCAUGGUCUCCAGCCUUGAGGAGCUAUAAAAUCUGGCUGGAGAAGGAUAACUGAGUAUGAAACUUCACUGGAACAAUUAAAUGCUGAGCAGAGACAAACGCAUGCAGCAGAAUUUCUGGAAGGGAGAAACCCGUGAGGGUUACAUGGACAGAGAACACUCAACUAGCAGGGGAGAAUGAAUUGGGCCCCAGGGGAUUUUAUGAGAAAAAGGGGAGGGGAGAGAGUGUUGCAGGCAGUGCCACCAGCAGAGCAAAGGCGCUGGAAGGAGAGCAAGCAGAGAAGUAGGGGAGCUGUCAGGUCAAAGAGAACUUCUUGGAAAAAUCCUGGGAUAUCACUUAUCUCUUUUGAUGACAUUCUUUUUCCUUUCUUCAUGUGUUCUUUCAUUGUUUUCCACAAACAAUUUUUGAUGGCCUGUACCUUAUGUAGUGAAUUAUGCUUGACACCAUAGGAGAGAUGAAGAAAGACUAAGACCAUUGCCUCCUAGUAGCGUAUACCUGAGUAGGGGAGAUCCACCUCAAAUCCUGUUUGGAUUCAGAGAGGGAUGAGAUAGUAAAUGUGAGGAAAAAAAAAAAAAUGGAUCUUCAUAUAAACCACAUGCUAUUGACUCAAUUCUGACUUAUAGCAACCCUAUAGGACAGAGUAGAACUGCCCCAUAGGGUUUCUAAGGCUGUGAUCUUUAGUGAAGCAGACUGCCACAUCUUUCUCCCGUGGAGGGACUGGUGAGUUCAUACUGCUGACCUUUGAGUUAGCCUCCAAGCACUUAACCGCUGCGCCACCAGGGGUCCUUGGUUAUGCACGUAAUUAACACAAAUGUGUAGUUGUUGUUGUUGUUAGUUGCCAUUGAGUUGCUCUGAUGUGUAAUGACCUUACAUAUAAGGGAAUGAAACAUUGCCCAGUCCUCAGCCAUCCUCAUGAUUGUUGGUAUGUUUGAGUCCAUUGUUUUGGCCAGUGUGUCAGUCCAUUUCACUAAGGGCCUCCCUCACGUUUGCUGACCCUCCAUUUUACUAACCAUGAUGUCUUUUUCUAGUAACUGAUCUUUCCUGAUGGCAUGUCUAAAGUAAGUGAACUAAAGUCUCACCAUAGUCACUUCUAAGGAGCAUUCUGGUUGUAUUUCUUCUAAGACCGAUUUGUUCACUCUUCUGGCAGUCCACGGUAUAUUCAGUAUUCUUCAGCAACACCACAAUUCAAAUGUAUCAGUUCUUCUUCUGUCUUCCUUUUUCAUUGUUCAGCUUUUCCACACAUAUGAGGCAAUUGAAAAGACUGGCUUGGGUCAGGCAUACCUUAGUCAUCAAAGUGAUAUCUCUGUUUUUUUGACACUUUAAAGAGGUCUUUGGCAGCAGAUUUGCCUAAUGAAAUACAUUGUUUGAUUUUCUAACUGCUGUUUCCAUGGACGUUGAUUGUUGAUCCAGGUCGAAUGAAAUCGUUGACAAUUUCAGUUUCUUCUUCAUGUAUAGUAGAUACAGCUAAAACUGUAAACAUUCUUAUUGACCCCUUUUGGAAUGCCUAAUUCACAUACCACCUUCUCAGUGCAUCCUUCUUUGUUCACUCAAGCUGGGAGGGUCAAUCUGCUUCUGUAAAUUUCAGAGUACUUUAUCAUUCUCAUGGAAACCUUUUAGCUUUUAUUUUAAUGGUUUGUGUAAACAUCUUGUUUCUUCUGCCAUCUUAUAAGAUGGAAUAAGAACUUUCAUGGCUGGCCCCAUCCCUGAAUUCUCAAAGAAUAUUGAACAAUGCAUAGAUGGGUUCACAGGCAGAGACCAUUUAUGAACGUUGAUCCCAGGAAAGACUUCAUAGACAGCAUUAUGUUCUUUGAAUGAGAAAGUUUGUGAAGUUGGGUAUGGGACAGGUGGAGAGAAGGAACCCCAUAAGAGAAACACUGAGAGUAAAGGGCAGAAAUAUGAAUUGUGCUUAAGCAGGUCAGUGUGAGAGUUUGCAUAAGGAAGAAAUGAGUGAUAGGAUUGGAACAAUAGCUCAGACUAGACUGUGGAAACUCAGACAAGAAGGUUAUUUUGCUGUGGGAAAUAGAGAUUCUUGAAUAGGGAAGUGAUAAUUACUAUGGUGAUUUCUUCGUAAGGCAUUUUAUGGUUUACAAAGGUAGUUAUUUCAUGGUUAGUGUUGAUCAGACUGCUUGGGUUUAUCUCUUGGUUCCUUCACUUUCUGUGUGGCUCUGGGAAAGUUACUUGAUCAGUCUGUGCCUCUGUUUUCUCACCUGUAAAAAGGGGAUAAUAUUAAUAUCUACACCAUGAGGCUGUAAUGAGGAUUUAAUGAGUUAAUAAUCCAUGUGAAAUAUUGAGCAUAGUUUCUGGCACUAGGCAAGGUCUAUGUAAAUUUAUUGUUUAUAGUAGCCUGGGAGGAUAUACAACAAAAAUUAGAAUUUCUGCGUUAAUAAUGAGAAAAAUUGUAAAGCCUGGACUCCAAGUCAACUCUUUUGUGUGUACCACAGUGUAGCCAUGAUAUGCCAAAAGGAUUAUAGAAAAGAGGGGAAAUGUGUAGGUUUGUAUGAGAAACGUUUAAUGAGCUGCCUCGGCUUUUCUGUCUCCUGUUUGCCUGGACCUGUAGUAUUCCAUGGAUUACCACGGUGAUGGACGUGUCAUGGAGGGCCUUGGGACAUCGGUGUGCUCCUCAUCUUCUGAAAGUAUAUUCCGCCUUUCUUCCUUCUCUCCAGCAUGGCACAGUCUGUGACUUCUUUCUGUGUUGGACUGGAAAAAAGGACCUUUCGAAGAUGGUUUGGCUGCCUUGGAGAUUUGGAGAUCUGAUGCCACGAUGAGGACUCACACACGGGGGGCUCCCAGUGUGUUUUUCAUAUAUCUGUUUUGCUUUGCAUCAGCCUACAUCACCGACGAGAACCCAGAAGUCAUGAUUCCCUUCACGAAUGCCAACUAUGAUAACCACCCAAUGCUGUACUUCUCCAGGGCAGAGGUGGCAGAGCUGCAGCUCAGGGCUGCCAGCACGCACGAGCACAUUGCAGCCCGACUCACUGAGGCUGUGCACACCAUGCUGUCCAGCCCCUUGGAAUACCUCCCUCCCUGGGAUCCCAAGGACUACAGUGCCCGCUGGAAUGAAAUUUAUGGGAACAACUUGGGUGCCUUGGCAAUGUUCUGUGUGCUGUAUCCUGAAAACAUUGAAGCCCGAGACAUGGCCAAAGACUAUAUGGAGAGGAUGGCAGCGCAGCCUAGUUGGUUAGUGAAAGAUGCUCCUUGGGAUGAAGUCCCUCUUGCUCACUCCCUGGUUGGUUUCGCCACUGCCUAUGACUUCUUGUACAACUACCUGAGCAAGACGCAACAGGAGAAGUUUCUUGAAGUCAUUGCCAAUGCCUCAGGCUAUAUGUAUGAAACCUCAUACAGGAGAGGAUGGGGAUUUCAGUACCUGCACAAUCAUCAGCCCACCAACUGCAUGGCUUUACUUACAGGAAGCCUUGUCCUGAUGAAUCAAGGGUAUCUCCAAGAAGCCUACUUAUGGACCAAACAAGUUCUGAGCAUCAUGGAGAAAUCUCUGGUCUUGCUCCGAGAAGUGACGGAUGGCUCCCUCUAUGAAGGAGUCGCUUAUGGCAGCUACACCACUAGAUCACUCUUUCAGUAUAUGUUUCUUGUUCAAAGGCACUUUGACAUCAACCACUUCGGCCAUCCAUGGCUUAAACAACACUUUGCAUUUAUGUAUAGAACCAUCCUGCCAGGGUUUCAAAGAACUGUGGCAAUUGCAGACUCAAAUUACAACUGGUUUUAUGGUCCAGAAAGUCAAUUAGUGUUCCUGGAUAAAUUUGUCAUGCGUAACGGCAGUGGUAACUGGCUGGCUGAUCAAAUCAGAAGGAACCGUGUGAUGGAAGGUCCAGGGACCCCAUCCAAAGGGCAACGCUGGUGCACUCUUCACACAGAGUUUCUCUGGUACGAUGCCAGCUUGAAAUCCGCUCCUCCUCCAGAUUUUGGCACUCCGACAUUGCAUUAUUUUGAAGACUGGGGUGUUGUAACGUAUGGAAGUGCGCUCCCUGCAGAAAUCAACAGAUCUUUUCUUUCCUUCAAGUCGGGAAAACUUGGGGGGCGUGCAAUCUAUGACAUUGUGCACAGAAACAAAUACAAAGAUUGGAUCAAAGGCUGGCGGAAUUUUAAUGCCGGGCAUGAACAUCCCGAUCAAAAUUCAUUUACCUUUGCUCCCAAUGGUGUGCCUUUCAUCACCGAAGCUCUGUACGGGCCAAAGUACACCUUCUUCAACAACGUUUUGAUGUUUUCCCCGGCCGUGUCAAAGAGCUGCUUUUCUCCCUGGGAGGGUCAGGUUACAGAAGACUGCUCAUCCAAAUGGUCUAAAUACAAGCAUGACCUGGCAGCUAACUGUCAGGGGAGAGUGGUUGCAGCAGUGGAGAAAAAUGGCGUGGUUUUCAUUCGAGGAGAAGGGGUGGGAGCUUAUAACCCCCGACUCAGCCUAAAGAACGUUCAGAGGAAUCUGAUCCUCUUGCAUCCCCAGCUUCUCCUCCUUGUGGACCAGAUACACCUGGGAGAGGAGAGCCCCCUGGAGACAGCAGCAAGCUUCUUCCACAAUGUGGAUGUUCCUUUUGAGGAGACAGUGGUAGAUGGGGUCCAUGGGGCUUUCAUCAGGCAGCGAGAUGGCCUCUAUAAAAUGUAUUGGAUGGAUGAUACUGGCUACAGUGAGAAAGCAACUUUUGCUUCAGUGACAUACCCUCGGGGCUAUCCCUAUAAUGGGACAAACUAUGUGAAUGUCACCAUGCACCUUCGAAGUCCCAUCACCAGGGCAGCUUACCUCUUCAUAGGGCCAUCUGUAGAUGUUCAAAGCUUCAGUAUCCAUGGAGACUCUCAGCAACUGGAUGUGUUCAUAGCCACUAACGAACACGCCUAUGCAACUUACCUUUGGACAGGUGAGGCCACAGGGCAGUCUGCCUUUGCACAGGUCAUUGCAGAUCGCCAGAAAAUUCUUUUUGACCGGAGUUCAGCCAUCAAGAGCACCACUGUGCCUGAGGUAAAGGACUAUGCUGCAAUUGUGGAACAGAACCUGCAGCGAUUUAAGCCAGUGUUCCAGCUACUGGAGAAAGAGAUCCUAUCCCGAGUCCGGAACACAGCUAGCUUUAGAAAGACUGCUGAGCGCCUGCUGAGAUUUUCAGAUAAGAGACAGACUGAGGAGGCCAUUGACAGGAUUUUUGCCAUAUCACAGCAGCAGCAGCAAAAGUCAAAGAAGAACCGAAGGGCAGGCAAAGGUUACAAAUUUGUGGAUGCUGUCCCUGAUAUUUUUGCACAGAUUGAAGUCAAUGAGAAGAAGAUUCGACGAAAAGCUCAGAUUUUGGCACAGAAAGAACAGCCUAUAGAUGAAGAUGAAGAAAUGAAAGACCUUUUAGAUUUUGCAGAUGUAACGUAUGAAAAACACAAAAAUGGUGACUUGGUGAGAGGCCGGUUUGGACAGGCACGGAUGGUGACAACUACUCGCAGCAGGGCCCCAUCAUUGUCUGCUUCAUAUACCAGACUGUUCCUGAUUCUGAACAUUGCUAUUUUCUUUGUCAUGCUGGCAAUGCAACUGACUUAUUUCCAGAGGUCCCAGAGCCUACAUGGCCAAAGAUGUCUUUACGCAGUCCUUCUAAUAGAUAGCUGUAUUUUAUUGUGGUUGUACUCUUCUUGUUCCCAAUCUCAAUGUUAG